Brassicogethes aeneus is the source of this 1112-nucleotide messenger RNA. The record is from the annotation of a GenBank genome assembly. Lineage: Eukaryota; Metazoa; Arthropoda; Insecta; Coleoptera; Nitidulidae.
AUACGAUUUCUGACGUUCGACCAACACGUGGUUACAGUAACAGCGAUUCCCCGAAUUUAAUAAAACGGAAGAUAAUUUGAAUAAUAUUCGUAUCUUCUGUGAUUCGCAUUGCGCCGAUGGUACGAUCGAGGACGACUACGUCAGUUCAAGUCGAUCAAACUUAACCUGUGCGAUAAAUCUAAUUUUUGUUUAUCGAGGAAUAAAUUAAUUAAAUGGUCACAGGUGGAAUGGGAGAAAGGGAUUGGCGUCCUUUUGUAUAUGGAGGUCUUGCUAGUUGUGUUGCAGAAUUUGGAACAUUUCCAAUAGACGUAACUAAAACCCGUCUUCAAGUGCAGGGGCAAAUUUUGGACAAGCAGCAUGCUAAACUAAAGUAUAAUGGAAUGAUUGAUUGCUUUCUUAAGAUUGCUAAACAAGAAGGUUUUGCCUCAUUGUAUUCAGGAAUCUGGCCAGCAGUAUUAAGACAAGCCACCUACGGUACAAUCAAGUUCGGUACUUAUUAUUCGUUGAAAAGUAUUAUUUUGGAGCACAAAAAUGGAAAGGAGAGCGUGACGGUGAACAUUGUUUGCGCGGUGAUCGCGGGCGCAGUGUCCAGCGCCAUCGCCAACCCCACAGACGUUCUAAAAGUGCGCAUGCAGGUGCAGGGCGCCAGCGCGAACAUUGGUCUUGUCGAUUGUUUUAAAGACGUCUACACUCAUGAGGGAAUCUCGGGCCUUUGGAGGGGUGUUAAUCCAACUGCCCAAAGAGCAGCAGUGAUUGCUGCAGUGGAACUUCCAGUAUAUGAUUUUUGCAAGGGUCGUUUGUUAAGUAUCCUUGGUGACAAUCCAUCUAAUCACUUUUUAUCUAGUCUUUGUGCGAGUUUCGGUAGUGCAGUAGCUUCAACACCAAUUGAUGUUGUGAGGACGCGUUUGAUGAAUCAACGCAAACUAAAGAAAUGCGGAGGAUUGAAUAAUCAAACUCACAUCUACACAGGAACAGCUGACUGUUUUAUACAGACAUUUAGAAACGAAGGUUUCUGGGCAUUUUAUAGAGGUUUUAUACCCACCUGGUUCCGAAUGGGACCAUGGAAUAUUAUUUUCUUUGUUACCUAUGAACAAUUGAAACACUUUUAUUAA